CUCUGCAUUCAAGCUUUCAUGCUUAUUGGCUCCUGAUGUGGCGGCUGCAUGUGAAACGUGUCGUGUGGACGUUCAGCUGAUCCUUUAUGACGCUUAGCCGAGAACAUGGGCCUGUGUAAGCCAAAGGACGGGAAGUUAUGCUAAUAUCGUCUUCAAACCCAGGUUUCCCAAAUGGAUAGUUGUUGUUAAAUCGUCGCGAACACGUCAAAAAACUUUUAACAAUGAGUUUACCGGGGAUCUUUACAUUGGUGCUGUUUUCCGGGCUGCUUGCUAUUCAGCCAACAUUAGCAUGGGACGAGGACCUGGAGCUUUUCGACCUAGUGGAGGAGAUCCCGCAAACCUUUUACGAGUUCUUGUCUUUGAGCCAGGAUGCAUCUUCCGCUGAAAUCAGGAAGGCAUAUAGAAAGCUGUCUCUUACAUUACAUCCAGAUAAAAACAAAGAUGAAGAUGCAGAAAACCAGUUUAGGCAGUUAGUUGCCAUCUAUGAAGUUCUAAAAGAUGAGGAAAGAAGACAAAAAUAUGAUGACAUCCUUGUUAAUGGGCUGCCGGAUUGGAGACAGCCUGUCUUCUAUUAUCGACGUGUACGGAAGAUGAGUAAUGGAGAGCUGGGCUUCCUCCUCUUCCUCAUUCUGACGGUGGGACACUAUGCGGUUAUAUGGUCCAUCUACCUGGAGAAGCAAUUGGAUGAACUUCUGAGUAAAAAGAAAAGAGAGAAGAAGAAAAAACAAAGCAGUAAAAUAACAGAGGAGAUUAAGUCCUUGGCACAGGAGAAAAAUGAGAGAUCUGACCGGCCACACUGGCAUGACAUUUUGCCCCUCAAAUUAAGCAUCUGGUUGUACUAUUCUGUGAAGUCUCUCCCUCAUAUCAUACAGGAUGUAAAGCAGUAUUACAAAGAGUAUAAGGAAAUGAAAUUGAAAGAAAUGGAGGAGGCAGAGGCUCUGGCUGAGGAGGAAAUACAGCAGAAGCAGAAAGAAAAACGGCCCAAGGUGAAGAAGCCUAAAGUGGAGUUUCCAGUCUAUGAACCUUAUACAGAUCAAGCCUUUGUGCCAGCGUAUGAUCAGGGAACUUCUAUUGAAGAUAUUGAAGAUCAAAUGGAUGACUGGUUAGAAGAAAAACAGCAGCAGCAAAAGAAAGCUCAUGAGUGGACAGAGGAGGAUCUCAGCCAGCUUUCCCGCUGUAUGGCCAAGUUUCCUGGUGGAACGCCAGGACGGUGGGAGAAGAUUGCUCACGAGUUAAACAGAUCAGUGACUGAGGUCACAGCAAAAGUGAAACAAGUCAAAGACUGUGUUAGCAGUACACCAGGGCUUGUGAAGCUUUCUGAACUGAAGGGUGGCGCUGUUGUAGGCAAGAGUUCCAGAGCAGUGAUGGUACCAGACAGUCUGAUGACCCAGCGAGAAGAGCCGGAAGAUGUCGGGCAGUCUGUUGAGGGAGAGGACUCGGAAAUAAAAACAUUGAGAAAGCGGACAAAGAAGUCAGGGAGCACUGUAUCUGGAUUGACGGAAGAGAGGAUAAAAGGGCGUAGACAGAAAGACUUUGACCCCACAGCUGUGGAUGAUGACAGCGAGGAUGAGAAAAAAACACCUGCUACGAAAGACAAACCCAGUUCUGCUGAUGAUGUAUGGACACAGAACCAUCAAAAGCUCUUGGAGCUGGCCUUACAACAAUACCCACGUGGCACCAUUGAACGCUGGGAUAAGAUUGCUAAAGUGGUGCCAGGAAAAACCAAGGAGGAGUGCAUGUGCCGUUUCAAACUGUUGGCAGAGCUGAUUCAGAAAAGGAAACAGGCCAAGAGUUGACUCGUGGUCUUCAGUAUUUCACCGUACCUCUCACCUGCUUGUAAUGUGCCUUAAUUGCAACCAUGAGUCAUGUUGCCAGACUAUGUGCCAUGUUCAGCAGAGCCUGAAACGUCAGCAUUACUAUUCGGAGAGAUUCAUAUUUGAGAAUCAUCACUUGAAGCUGCACAUUUAAUGAAAUAAGGUUUUAUUUAUUUUAGAAUCUUUUCCAGGUAUUAGACUCUAUUUUAUUUGUUUCUCGAUGCAACCAGAGGAGCAGAAGAGUCACUUUUUAAUGUUUUCUUUCUUCGCUUGACAUGUUGAAACUUUGUUUUUCAGAAGCACACUGUUGUGCUGCGGUCUGUCUUAGUCAUAUGUUACAACAUAAAGUAUUGCUUGCAACCUUUCAAAGUGUCAUGGUCUUCUGUGGUCACCAUAACUUCCUUUCUAUUACUUUCAACCUACUGCUUGAUAACGUGUUUUAUUUGGUCAUUUGUGUAUUAGGAACAUUGUUUGGAGGCUUUGAUUCU
This is a messenger RNA of Triplophysa dalaica, 2302 nucleotides long. RefSeq names its product DnaJ (Hsp40) homolog, subfamily C, member 1 (gene dnajc1). Bases 222 to 1796 code for a protein of 524 amino acids. The record is from RefSeq and is a predicted model, not a curated record. The transcript is spliced from 12 exons. Gene Ontology annotation, cellular component: endomembrane system. Lineage: Eukaryota; Metazoa; Chordata; Actinopteri; Cypriniformes; Nemacheilidae.